UUACUCGUAGUGUGUCUCGCUCCAGCGCGACUGGACCGUCAAGUAGCGAUCAUCAAACGCAUUAACCGAGUGACGUCGGUAAUAUAUCAGCUCGGUGCGUAAAGCAUCAACUGCCAGUCCAUCGCUCGGUACCGAGCGGAGCAAAGGUAGUGUUGUUGUAGCGGGCAAGCGCAGCCCAUUCGCCUGCCGAAUCCAGUGAAAACCCAAUCGGUGCGCCCUACCGGACGGUGUGUCCGGUAAUUCUGUACGGCUUUUUGGCGAAUCAUUUUGCAUUGGAGCGAUAUUUCGGAAUUGCGAGUUCGGAUUGUUAUGCGUGUUUGGCAGUUGUACGUGCCGUUGUGUAGUAAUAAAGUCGACUGUUGGCUGGCCGAAGUGGACAAACCAAAGUUACAGUAACGAGUGGCUGGAUUAUGAAGCCAUUCGCAUACCUGUUGAUCGUUUGUGGAUGUUCGGUAUGGACGGCGCGGUCCCUGCCGCAGACGGUGGUAGAUCGUGACGCACUCACCGAGGAGCAGAUGGUGGCCGCUCUCGAGAAGUAUGAUCGUGAGGUUAAGUACCACUGUAAUCGCAAUGCAAUCGCCGACUGGAACGUAGCCACCGAUACGGAGAACGUGACACUACAAGAAGUGCAGAACAAUGUGUCACUGGAGUACGCCAAGUUCCGGAACGAUUACUACGAACAGUACUUUAAGGAUGCCAUCGUCGAGAGCUACAGCGACGAGAAGGUGCGGAAGCAGCUGCGCUCGCUAAAGGAUCUCGGAACGGCGGCCCUCCCGCCGGCAAAACUGGAGGCCUACAAUCGGGUAAUGCGCCGAAUGGAUUCAGCCUAUCAGCUGGCGGAGGUGUGCCCGUACGACAAUCAGAACUGUCAACCAGGGGACCCCAAGUGGACCCUUGAUCCGGAGCUCGAGCGUGUGCUGGCCGAGUCGACUGACUACGAUGAGCUGGAGUACGUGUGGCGCCGUUGGAGGGAUGAGUCGGGAAAACGGAUGCGCACAGAUUAUCAGGAGUACGUUGGGUACGUGAAUGAGGCGGCGCAUUCGAACGGUUACGAGGAUUACGGUGCUCUGUGGCGGUCAAAGUAUGAUGAUCCGAAACUACGUGAAACGUUGGAGCGUUUGUGGCGCGAAGUAGAACCACUGUACGAUGAGCUGCACACGUACGUGCGGUACCGUUUGUUCGAUCUGUACGGUGAGCGAAUGGACCGAGACAAUCCAAUGAUACCGGCCCAUCUGCUCGGCAAUAUGUGGGCACAAUCGUGGACCAAUCUGUACGAUCGCCUUAAACCCUUCCCGAACGGCAGUCUGGUCGAUGUGACGGCCAAGAUGCAGCAGUUGGGCUACAAUGCGACCAAGAUGUUCAUGAUGUCCGAUGAGUUUUAUCAGAGCCUGGGAUUGCCGAGUAGUGCCAUGAGCUACGGACCGAAGGCGGUGAUCGAGAAGCCACCGCAGAAGAUCGUGUGUCAUGCGUCGGCCUGGGAUUUCUGUGAUGGCGAGGACUUCCGCAUCAAGAUGUGCACGAACGUGAACAUGGAGGACUUUAUCACCGUGCACCACGAGAUGGGCCACAUCAUGUACUAUCUGCUGUAUAAGGAGCAACCGCAGCUCUUCCGGACUGGCGCUACGCCCGCUUUCCACGAAGCGGUCGGUGAUACGAUCGCACUGUCGGUGGCCACUCCGAACCACCUGCGCAAGGUGGGUUUGCUCGAUGAGUACGCCGACAGUGAGGCGGACAAUGUGAACGCCCUGUUCGAGAUGGCGCUUGAACGGGUAGCGUUCUUACCGUUCGGUUAUCUGAUCGAUAUGUGGCGCUGGGAUGUGUUCAGUGGUGCGGUCAACGAGAGCAACUGGAACGCCCACUGGUGGAAGCUUCGGCAACAGUACCAGAAGGUGUACGCACCGAUCGAACGCAGCGAGCAGGAUUUCGAUCCGGGUGCAAAGUAUCACAUUCCGGCCAGCUCCCAGUACAUCGCUUACUUUCUGGCACACAUUCUCGAGUUCCAGUUCUACCGGUCGCUCUGCGUUGAAGCAGGACAGUACGAUCCAACGAGCAGCAACACGGAACCGUUGCACAAGUGUGACUUUUACGAGAGUAAAGCGGCGGGUGAGAAAUUGCGCCAAGGAUUGUCGUUGGGAUACAGCGAAGAUUGGCAGGAUGCGCUCGAGAAACUAACGGGCCAGCGGGAAAUCAGUGGCCAGGCGCUGCUGGAGUACUUUGAGCCGUUGUAUCGGUUCCUGAAGGAGGAGAAUCGUAAGUUCAAAGCCGCGGAGAUGGAUCACAUCGUCGACCGGUACAAUGAAGAGUAUUCGGUGGCCUGCAAUCGGCAGGUGAAGGCUCAGUUCGCGACGCAGGUUGAUGUCGGCAAUACGACGCUUCAGCAGCAACUUUCCGAGGUGCUCGCCACCAACACACAGUUUGUGUUGGACAACUACUAUCGCUACUUUGCCGACAUGGAUCCGAAUGCGUUCGCCGAUCCGAUGGUAAGCCGGCAGUUGAAGUUUUUGACGCAGAUAUCGAUCAACAAAUUGUCGUACGAGGAUCGUAGUAAGCUACAAGGUGCACUCGGUAGGAUGCAGAACACCUACAGCACGGCCAAGAUCUGCCCGUACACCGAUCAGCAGUGUGCGAGCGGUAAACUAUCGCUCGAUCCGGAACUGUACGAGAUUAUGGCCAAAUCGGCGGACUAUGAUGAGCUGCUGUACGUGUGGUCGGAAUGGCGUCGAAACACUGGCCGUACCAUGCGCCGUGACUAUGCCGAUUACGUGGAGGUGAUGAACCGUGCGGCCAGUUACGGUGGCUACGCAAACAUGGGCGAACAGUGGCGUGCGGCUUUCGAGCAGGAUGAUUUCGUGGAGACGAUGGAACGGCUGUGGAGUGAAGUCGAACCGUUCUACGGUGAGCUGCACAAGUACGUUCACCGACAGCUAAAGGCCAUCUACGGUAGUCGCAUGACGGAAGGCAAGGAUACCAUUCCGGCCCAUCUGCUCGGUAACAUGUGGGCCCAAUCGUGGGCUAAUCUGUACGAGCGCACGAAACCUUUCACCGGUACGGUCGAUCUGGACAUUAGCGAGACGCUGAAGGCGAAAAACUACACCACGAAGCAGUUGUUUGAGAUUGCGAACGAUUUCUACGUGGGGUUGGGGUUGCCGGAUAACAGCAUGAGCUACGACGUGAGCCGUGGUGCGUUGAUCGAGAAACCGACGGAUCGUGUUGUCACGUGUCACGCAUCGGCCUGGGACUUUUGCGAUCGUGAGGACUAUCGCAUCAAGAUGUGCACCCGGAUGAACAUGGAGGACUUUGUGACGAUCCAUCACGAGAUGGGCCACAUCAACUACUACAUCCUGUACAAGGAUCAACCGGUGACGCUACGCAGUGGGGCCAAUCCUGGGUUCCAUGAAGCCGUCGGGGAUACCAUCGCGCUAUCGGUGGCCACACCGAAGCACUUUGAGAAGAUCGGUUUACUGGACGGGUACGUCGAUACGCACGAGGUGAACAUCAAUGCGCUCUACCAGAAGGCACUGGAUCGGGUAGCGUUCCUGCCGUUUGGGCUGCUGAUCGAUAUGUGGCGCUGGGAGGUGUUCUCCGGGAAGGUUUCGUACGAUCGGUGGAACCAGCGGUGGUGGGAAUUGCGCGAGAAGUACCAGAAGGUGUCAGCACCGGUCGAACGGGAUGGCGAAGAUUUCGAUCCCGGUGCAAAGUACCAUAUUCCGUACGAUAGUCAGUAUGUGUCGUACUUUAUCGCGCACAUUCUCGAUCUGCAGCUACACAAGGCGCUCUGUCUGGUGGCCAAUCAGUACGAUCCACAGGAUCCGGCCAAACCGUUGCACAAGUGCGAUAUCGAUGGAUCGCGUGCGGCUGGUGAUCGGCUGCGGGCCGGUCUGUCGCUUGGCCGAUCGGUACACUGGUCGGAAGCGCUAAAGGCGAUGACGGGCGAGACGGAGCUGCGGACCGAUGCACUGCUCGAGUACUACAAACCGUUGUACGAGUUUCUGAAGGAAGAGAACGCCAAAGCGGGCAGCGCGCGUACGACUGGUGGGUCGAUGUUGGCGUUCGUGAUGCUAUGCGGAGCGAUGGUGGUUGCUGCCUCUCGGCUGCAUUAAGCAAACUACUAUGAAUGAGUCUUUCACGUUCCUUUCUCCCAGCCCAGACCCGUUGAACGUUUACGUAAUACGAUGAAUGAAGCGGAACUCGUUUGUUUUGUUGCCGCUUGAUUCACACUCUAUGCUGAGCAUUAACCCCGCGUCGAUUGUAUGUAAAUAGAUAGAUGGAACGGCACGGUUGAGCGAGUGGCAGACGGGCAGACGGACUUAUCACCGGAAGCGUUUGGUUUGGCUGCUGGUGCAGGGUGGUGAAUGGUCAAUGCUUCGUGAAAGCGAACUGGCGUCGGUAUUGCGAUGGUCAGUGAACGCCAAUUGAUAGCGUUAACGAGGUUAAUUUAACGUCACCGAAGGUUCCAAGCGUCCGGGGGUCUGUCGCGUCUAUCGGCGCGAGUUGCCAUCAGCAAUAGUGGCAUGUUCUAUUGUUGCAAUAUGACUAUUAAGUAAACAGGGAAUAAAGUUCUACAAUAAAGAAACUAUGUUAAA
Messenger RNA from Anopheles aquasalis, 4583 nucleotides. RefSeq names its product angiotensin-converting enzyme-like. Lineage: Eukaryota; Metazoa; Arthropoda; Insecta; Diptera; Culicidae. Gene Ontology annotation, molecular function: metallopeptidase activity; peptidyl-dipeptidase activity. Gene Ontology annotation, biological process: proteolysis. The record is from RefSeq and is a predicted model, not a curated record. Gene Ontology annotation, cellular component: plasma membrane.